GGUGCUGAAUAAUAACCUCAGAUAUGUACCCAGCUCCGAUGACGGCAAAUUCAAUUCAGGUUGAUACCAGCAUGACUGCACAUCCAAGAAGAAAAUAAACCCUUUUUCAUGUAUGCGCAACGUCCCGCUUACAGCUAAUUUCGAUGAGCCACGAUGACAGGGAUUUUAUAUCCCUUUUGUCUCUUGCAUGUAUGCCUUGUCAUACCGGGGUGUAGAGUCGGGCCAGACCGAAUGCAGGGAAAUCGGAGCUCGGAUUAUCCAGAAACGGCCCGCAACGUGCUCAUGAAUCCUAGAGCCAUCCACUCAACAAUGAUUGUAAGUCACAUCCACUUGAGUCGAUCAAUGAGGAUAUCGGGCUUUUAUGGACGGUUAAUAUCUUGCAAAACGGUUGUCGAUGCUUGCACACCAGAAUCCCAGCUCCAGUCAGGGGACGCAAAACAUGAUGGCAUUAGGAAGCAACAUCUUCAUUCUGCGUACUCUUCGAAAGCCAUAUUCGACGAAGGAAAUAUGCCGUCCAUCUCAAGAAAGUCCGAUCGAUGAAAUGAGGAGCUGUUUUUGAUCACGAUGAACCGUACCGUUCUCAUUACCCCCCAACUGAUCGCCUGCACCUAACUUGGUAGGUAGUGGUAGGUAAGGUGCCCACCUCUAGGCCCUGGCCCCGAAAUUCUGCCAGUCACACCGCCUAAUUAUCCCCCAAAGCCACCUCGAGCUUGUGUUAAUCCCCUGCUCCCUUGGACGAAAACA
Molecule: messenger RNA, 744 nt
Organism: Ilyonectria robusta
Lineage: Eukaryota; Fungi; Ascomycota; Sordariomycetes; Hypocreales; Nectriaceae
Exons: 1
Coding region: 154-540 (128 amino acids)
Source: RefSeq, a predicted model, not a curated record